ACCUUGCUCGACAGUAAUCCACAGCUCUCUGGACUGUGGCACUUUUUGGUUUCGCCUUCUCUUCCUAGCUGUUUGAUAUUAAAGAUAAUUUGUAUGUUGUGCCUUUUCAUACGUGUUCAUAAACUAACUAGUUGAUGAUAGCUGUUCUUUCCGGCUAACUUGCUGUUACCGGUAACAACGGUACGCUCAGCCUGCUAGCCAGCUAACGCUAGCUCAAGCUUUGUCUCCACAAACAAGUUAGCUAGCAGGCGGGGCUGCUUUGGGGUUGCUAACACCGGCUUGUACAAUUUUAUUUAAUUUAUUUUUUUGCCUGACAAGAGUUAAGAAAACCAAGAUAGGAGGCUUGGGAACUAAGAUGUCAAACCGAGUGGUGUGCAGGGAGGCAAGUCACGCCGGGAGCUGGUACUCUGCGUCAGGAUCCCAGUUGAAUGCACAACUAGAGGGCUGGUUGUCCCAAGCACAAUCCACAAUCAGACCUGCUAGAGCCAUCAUAGCACCGCAUGCUGGUUAUACUUAUUGUGGUGCUUGUGCAGCACAUGCCUACAAGCAGGUUGACCCCUCUAUUACUCGUAGGGUGUUCAUCCUGGGACCUUCACACCAUGUGCCCCUCUCCCGCUGUGCCCUGUCACCUGCAGAGAUCUACAGAACACCCCUUUAUGACCUGAGAAUCGACCAGAAGGUUUAUGCUGACCUCUGGAAAACUGGGAUGUUUGAGAGGAUGAGUCUGCAGACAGAUGAAGAUGAGCACAGUAUUGAGAUGCACUUGCCUUACACUGCUAAAGCCAUGGAGAGCCACAAAGAUGAGUUUAGUAUUGUCCCUGUGCUCGUGGGUGCCCUGAGUGAGUCUAAGGAACAAGAAUAUGGUAAACUGCUCAGCAAAUACCUAGCAGACCCAUCCAAUCUUUUCGUCAUCUCAUCUGAUUUCUGCCACUGGGGUCAACGGUUCCGCUACACAUACUACGAUGAAUCUCAAGGGGAGAUCUAUAGAUCUAUUGAGCACCUUGAUAAAAUGGGGAUGGGCAUUAUAGAGCAACUGGAGCCCAUAUCUUUCACCAACUAUCUAAAGAAAUACCAUAACACCAUUUGUGGCCGUCAUCCGAUUGGAGUGCUGCUAAACGCUGUGGCUGAGCUAAGGAAGGCUGGCUUAGAAAUGAACUUUUCUUUUCUGAACUACGCCCAAUCAAGUGAGUGCAGGAACUGGCACGACAGCUCUGUGAGUUACGCUGCCGGAGCACUCAUCGUUCAUUGAGGUCAAUUUUCGCCAGGGCUGCUGCAGCGCCACCACCCUGCUCUUACUAUCUAUCACCAUAACCUGACCCUGAUCCCUGUCACCGCACCAGAGUUACUCCCACUAGUCGCAGGAAGGACUUUGACACUUGAAGCCAAUACAGUAACCUUUCUCCAGCUCUGCUGCCUUUUUUCCUCCCUUCCCAGCUCUCCACUCAGUUUGAAGUGUGUUCCAGAGCUUUCGAUUGAAACGUUUUGUUUGAAGUGCAGUUUACAGAUUACGUUAAAACAGUGAAAAAAGAUGGAAGCAGUGUGUAUUAUUUUGGCUUGGAGUACAUGUGGGGGAGCAUCUUGUUUGGGUUAUUAUAGGAUUGUAGUCCUUUUAGUCCCACCCAAGUUUUAUUUAUUUAUUUAUUCCCUGACACCCUCACGCCCUAAAGACCUUGGCUACGAGUUGUAACAAUACAAUCUUAUAUUUGGAGUCGUGGCAAUCUGUGCUCUUGCAAUUUGCCUCAGAAAAGGAUUGAAAAUAAAACUGCAGCUCUGAAUGGUUUCCGACAUGUUUACAUGUUGCCAGAUGAAUCUGGAUUGCUUCAAGAUACAUCCAACUUCAGUUUUGAGAACUUUCAUAGGUAGCUGCCACCACUGCUCAACAUAUGUUGUAGUUGCUAACAAAGGGCUGCACCCAACAAAGUUAACUAACCCCUACUGUUCAAAACCAAAAACAUGAUUACUCUCAUAUUAGUCUAUUUAAGUGUAUCCUUUAUUCAUAUUUUAUUCCCUUUAUUUUUUUUUUUUGUAGUUUUAUUAGACAUGGUUGUAUUUACUCAAAUAUUGUGUAUAUUUGAGCAAAAGCAGUGUCGUCAUUCAUGCUCUGAAGCCAUCAACCUAGUUUAUCCAAUAAAUUAGUGUGAGUAGCAUCAA
This is a messenger RNA of Thalassophryne amazonica, 2151 nucleotides long. RefSeq names its product mediator of cell motility 1 (gene memo1). The record is from RefSeq and is a predicted model, not a curated record. The transcript is spliced from 9 exons. Bases 356 to 1249 code for a protein of 297 amino acids. Lineage: Eukaryota; Metazoa; Chordata; Actinopteri; Batrachoidiformes; Batrachoididae.